Messenger RNA from Dermacentor silvarum, 8214 nucleotides. RefSeq names its product puratrophin-1. NCBI's taxonomy places the organism in Eukaryota, Metazoa, Arthropoda, Arachnida, Ixodida, Ixodidae. Bases 760 to 6651 code for a protein of 1963 amino acids. The record is from RefSeq and is a predicted model, not a curated record. The transcript has 29 exons. Gene Ontology annotation, molecular function: guanyl-nucleotide exchange factor activity.
AGAUACUCUACUCCGCCCUGCGUUCCCGAUCACCGCCGCGGCGGACGACCUUCUCUCCUACGUCGGGCGUUCGCUCUUUCCCACGAUCCGAAACUGAAAGUAAAAUGUUUCUGCACCGGUCCCCGGCGGUGGCGGCGCGGGAGCCACGGAGCCAUUCGCGGAGUAACGGUCUCGCCGCGAGCAUCGUCGCGUGCGUCCUCCGCUCCUCCUAGUCGCGUUGACGGCGUGCUGUCCUCGGGGUCCCUUGGUGAUGCGCACGAUCACGUGUUCCGCGCUGUGACGUGACGCCCCUGCAACACGCGCACGAGCUUACGCGAGGCGCCCCGGCCGCCCACUGCGGUGACCCGCGCGCGCGCCGGCGGACUUUCCCCGCGGCCACUUGUCACCGGCUCGGACGCAUCUUCGGCGCAUCUCUCUCGCACCCGCGAGUGAUUGGCUCGCUUUAUAUAGAUUUUGCCAGCGGCUUUGUUUUUGCGCCGAUGAACUCGAUAGCAGUAGUCACAAAUAGGGCCCGAUAAGAGUGGAGUCACUUGUGUUGCGUAAGCAUCUGUCCUUGUUUUUCGCGCGACAUCGGCGACCGCUUUAGCGUGCGACCUGCACCUCCGCUCAGACCUCGCUUGCCCCCUAGUCGCGAACCCGCCCUACUGCUAGUUGUCAAGUUAUUUUGAUGUGCGAGAGUGUCCACUUCUUGAUCGGAAUCUACAUCGGACUGUGCUUCUGUUGACCCUAUGGAAAUUUUCGCCUGAACAUCGGAACAUUAUGGCUGCGGAAGCGGAAACAUCACGCCGACUAUGCAGUGCUGAUGAAGACGCGGACUCUUCGGAUGACGAAACCGAGGACAUCAUAAGUGAGUGCACGACAUCCGAAGAUUCCGGCGGCCACGGCGACCCGCAUGUUUCCGCAGGCAAGCCACGCGCGGAAGCCCACGCAUCGGUCUCGGCGACAGCCGGCGACACCAAAGUGUUGAGGCGAACUCCGAGCUGCCGUUGCCCUCGAUCGGAGGCGGCGUUUUCCGCCCGGCGGCUAGUUCAGUCCGCUGGUUUGGCGAACGACGAAGUCCCAUGUAUCUGCUGCAGCGUCGAGGACACGGAUUCGCUGGGCGAGCUUCAGGUCCAGCAAACUACUUCGUACGAUCACAGCCCCGUUUCCGUUCAGAGCAGACUCGAAUCUUCGGUGACGACCUGCGUAUCCAUGGGGCCUGUCACGAGGACUGUCCACGUGACAACGACGGUUUCUAGCGUGUCGCCCGUUGAGACAAUGCGCGGCGGUUUCUCUAGAAGGUGCAUGAAUUCACUAACAACCGUGUGUGUUCCCCUUCUGGUCGACCGCUUCAGCUGGCAGUCAGGCCGCCUCCACCACGGCAUCGUUCGCCAGCCGAGCAUUCGACGAAGAAGCGGCUCGUCCGUGGCUAAAGGUCAUUUGGCGUCGCAUUGCCUCUCGCGUAGCAGCACCAAUAGGGCACAGCCUGAAUUGGACUUCACGUCUGAUGACGUUAACGAAGGGUCCAAUACAUAUUCGAAUAAAUCACUUCGUGUUUGUGACGAGGCAACCGUCACUGUGAAGGAACUGGCUGCUUCUCUGAAAGACCUCGAAGAAGACACCGACGAACCGAUACGUUUCUUCUUCACUGCACCGUCGCCGACACUGGAGCACCCCUUCGUGGUUGGAGCCGCCCAGGCACUGGUGAAACAGGGACAUUGCGUAGCCGAGGCCCGACCACCGUCGGCGAACUCGACUGAAGACGUUUGGAGGUGCUGCAGCAAACGUGAGGACCCCGGAGGGGCGCCUAAUAAAUGUGACAGUCCCGUGCCGAAAGUACCCGAGCGCCCGACAGACCUACCGUCCAAAAAGCGCGCCCAGGAUGUCGGCCGGGUGACGACGGAAGUGCUGUCCUCUCUGUACGAGCCUUUCGUCUCAGUCCGUUCCGUUAUUCUUCGUCAAGCGUCCGAAGUUUGCUCCUGCAAAUAUUUCGGUGAUGUUCGCCGCUUCAAGACCCACUUCUUGCUACCCGUUGCCCAUCUGCUCCGGCUUGUGAAAACAGAGGUGCAACAGAUGAAAGAGAAGGCAAUGUGCUCUCCUAGGCCGAAUAUAUUUAAAGCGCGCCCGGAGCCCGGAGCGUGCUGCGACAGCGGCUGCCCCGGCUGCCCUGGCCUGCAGAGCCACCAGGCGUGGCCGCUCUGCUUCAGCCGCCGGGUGGCGAUCCAGCUGUGCGAGCUCGACUCCUCAGUGCUUCGACCCGGUGACUUCUACUUGACGGCCGCCGUUGGUCCCGAGGACGCAGCCCGAGUACCCGGCGCGGCGAGAUUGGUGCUCAAGUACCGCGACGACUUGGGCCACCUCUGUAGCAGAAGAAUCGAUGCGCACGACCUCGGGCGGCUCCUGGCCAUGGACUGGACGGCCUCGGGACAGGAGACGGACGAGCAGCUGGUGACUCUGCUCAAGCACCUGCUCGUCUCUGUCGAGCGGGGGCUCGAGAGGAUCGAGUGGGACUCUCUGCUGGCGGCCAACAAGAACUGGGUUUCUGGGCACCGCCUGGAAAACUGCCCCUGCAAGAGCCACGCUUCGUUGCAGCAGCAGCAGCAGCCCGACGACGCGAACGACAGUGAAUGCCCGACGGGCUGCGCCGAACCUGCUAAGGACCAGGCGACGGGCGGCCUUUGCCCAUGUUCCAAGAACAGCAGCGGCUGUAGUGUCGACUCCGCCAGCCGUAGGACGAGUGCGUCCUCCGGAGUUGAUCCCGGACCAUCGUCGAGCGACGAUUCCUCGUCCAGGGAAGGCUCCUGGGCCGGAAUGCUGCUUCCAGGUGAGUUAGAUGGCCUGUCUGCCCUCUUCCGCGAACGGACGUCGCUGUCGAGGGAAGAGGAGCACGACGACGGCUACUGUGACAACAGCCUCGCCCAGCCGACCAGCAUGAGCCAGCUGGGACACAGGCUGCUGCUCUCCAGGGUCGCCUGUUUCCCAGGAUGCAGGGAUGUAAACGGACGGGGCAUAGUUAUUAUCAGCAGUUCAGCAUUCAAGGAUGUCCCUGAACUGACGCCAUCGCAGCUGGCACAGAUGUUGAUGUACUUCUACACAAUACCAAAGAAAGAAAUCAGUGUUCGUGGAUUCCUUCUGCUCGUCGAUGCCGCUGACGCAAGCGAACAGCUCUGGAAACUGCUCGACGAGGCACUUUGUCUCCUUGAGGCAAACGUCAACAACGCGAUCGACAUCGUGAUAGUGGCGAAUGCUCAUGGUCCUCUGGAAGUCAAGGGACUCCUGUCUCAAACAAGAGCUAAGAUUGUCCCAGUGACAUCUCAAGAGAAGUUGCUGGAGUUUGUGGACAAAGACAACCUGCUUCCAGAAUUCGGGGGAACCUACGCUUAUGAUCACCAAGAAUGGAUGAGCUUCCGGAAGUUCCUGGAGCCGUUUGUGUCCGGCUGUCGGCUGUCCGGGCGGCAACUAGUCUCCGUGAUGCAAGAGCUGCGAACGAGUCGGGUGCCACCAUCGUCAGCGCUGGCGCUGCAGCUGAUCGACGCCCAGAAGCGGCACAUCCAGGACACCUUCCGGGAUGAGCAGCUACGCCACCUGCAGGAAGAAGGCGACACCAUUCUGCAGGAGCUGCAAGCGUACCGUGCCCGGUCGCCGCACAAUCUCGACUACCGGGAUGCCUUGGAGAAGAGUGGUCUCCUGUACAACGAGCUGAAGCGCGCCAUGGCGAAGCUGACCAAGCUUGCGGACAAGAGGCUUCAGCGUCUCCAAGAAUGCAUGCUCGUGAGGACUUUCGAAGAAGAAUCUAGUCAAGUGCUGUCGUGGAUCUGCAAAAACGGAGCCGAGGCCCUAUCCAAGCAUUUUUUUGUGGCAGAUUCACUUUCAGCCAUUCAAGAUCAGGAGUACGAGUUCGAGAAGUUCUACUUCCUCGCUAUGAGGCAGAUUGAAAAGGGCAAUGACCUUCUCGAAGAGGUGGCCAUGACAUCUUCGGUCACAGGCUCGGCCAAGAGCACUCAGGAGCUUGCAGUAUCACUCAAGCAUCACCUGGAGUGCUUUACAGAGAAGCUGGAGGACACUCGGGAAAAACUGGAGGACACAUCGCGGUGCUACCUCCUUCUGGACCAUAGCUAUGAAUGGGCUUUGGAUGCCAUGAAAUUUGUGUCAAGUAUGAAAAUGGAUAGUGCUACCACUCCUGAAAGCAUGACACAGCUCAUGAGGCUUCUGCAAGAGUAUCAAGAAGAGCAUCCUGCGCCUUCAGAGCAGAACUUCAGUGAGAUGCAGGACUUGGCUUCUAAGCUGGAUAACCCCAAGCUUGUGGAGCAGUGCAAGACGGCCCAAGCCAGGUGUCGUGAAACAGCCGAGUUGAUGGAAGCGCGCCAUGCAACGUUACUGCGAGCGCGCCAGCAGCUGGAGUUAGAAGGCCGCAAAUCGCCAUCCUUAGCCAACAGCUUUCGUUCAUCAGCCAUGGAUGGGUGCAGCCUCUUUCCUCAAAACAGCUGGACCCCUGGCUCGACCAGUACACCGUACUGCUCAUUUGUGCGGCGCCGCUCUAUUGCCACAACUCAACCCCACCUGUACUCAACUCCUCCUCCCAUGAACUCUUACACAGCAUUCCCAGCAUCUGGAGGCACAUCAGUGGUGCAAGACUCCUUUGCCCUUGAUCAGUACAUCCAGGAGAAGGAGGAGCAGCUUCUUAGUCAGGGCCUCAUUACUGAUGACCUGACGCGAAGAGGUCCUGUUACAUCCAUUUCGCGGAGCUUCCUGGAAUCUCGGAGCAAGGACGGCUGUCCCCGAUCUGCGGGACUGAGCGCAUUGCGUGAGAAAGUGCGCAACUCCUUGCACAAAGAAGGCCACCAGUGUCGUCCGCAACGCAAGCUGAUGAGGCGUAGCUAUACAUGGCAGCUUUGCGAGGAAGCAUUGAGUCGAGCAAGUGACAGGGUUCGAGCGCAGAAUGAACGGUUGGUGUCCGACCGCACGGCCAUGGCAGACCUUGAAGGCAGCGAUGGACUUGCAAGUUCCAUAAGCUCUCCCGAGUCUGAGGAGCUGACCUCACUGGAUUCUGAGCAAGCCAAGAGUGAAGGGCAGUCAUCUGACCUUGGUCGAGGCAGCAGAGUUCCUGUCCCAGUCAACAGUCAUCUCUUGACCCGAGCAUCUGCUCUGCAGCUAGCUGACUCGGCCAUUAGUGAUGCCAAUUUCAGCGAGGAACAGCUGAGAAACAGAAAAACUCUGCUACUCGUUAUGCGUGAAAUGGUACAAACAGAACGGGACUAUGUCAAGUCAUUGGCAUACAUUAUUGAGAACUACAUUCCGGAGUUGAUGAGAGAAGACAUACCCCAAGCCUUGCGGGGCCAACGCAAUGUUGUUUUUGGGAACAUAGAGAAGAUUUACGAGUUUCAUAGUCUCUACUUUCUCCAACAGUUGGAACAGUGUGAAGCAUGCCCCUUCAUGGUUGGACAGUGCUUCUUGCAAUAUGAGCCUCAGUUUUACCUCUAUGCGCUGUACAACAAAAAUAAGCCAAAGUCCGAUUCUCUUAUGUCUGAAUAUGGCAAUGCAUUCUUCAAGCAAAAGCAGCUGGAGCUUGGCGACAAGAUGGAUCUUGCCAGCUACUUGCUGAAGCCAGUACAAAGAAUGGGCAAAUAUGCCCUCUUGUUGAAGCAAAUUCUAAAGGAAUGUCCAGAAAGGGAGCCUGAGCAUGCUGAUUUAAAGGCUGCAGAGGAGAUGGUUCGCUUUCAGCUUCGUCAUGGCAAUGACCUGCUUGGAAUGGAUGCACUUCGUGAAUGUGAUGUGAAUGUGAAGGAGCAGGGGCGGCUACUUCGUCAGGAUGAGUUUCUUGUCUGGCAAGGACGUUCUCGCAAGUCUCUGCGGCACGUGUUUCUCUUUGAAGACCUCAUCCUCUUUAGUAAAGUUCGCAGAGAUCCUGAGCACAAAGGCCAUGACAUUUACCAGUACAAACACAGCAUAAAGACAACAGACAUUGGUCUCACAGAGCAAAUUGGUGAAAGCCCAACCAAGUUUGAAAUAUGGUUUCGCAAGCGCAAGUUGAAUGAUGUGUACCUGCUUCAAGCACCUAAUCCUGAAGUGAAACGGGCCUGGGUACACGACAUCUCCAAGCUCCUCUGGAAGCAGGCGCUGCGAAACAGAGAGAUGCGCCUUGCAGAGAUGUCGUCCAUGGGUAUCGGCAACAAACCUUGCCUUGAUAUUCGCCCCAGCAGUGACCAAAUCAACGACCGCUCCAUCACUUUCCAGCAGCUUAGCCGAACUGCACCCCGACUGCGCAGUCCUCUUGGUCUCCUGGAGUUGGGCCGGGAAGGCGGAGCCAGCAAGCGGCCUCAUUCCAUCAUCUCUGUGAGCUCUUCGUCCUCAUCAUCGUCAAGCCAAGGCUCUCUCCACUGUGCCCUCAACCUGGGAUUUGAGGCUGGUGAUAGCCCUCGACCUCUACAGCGGUCAUUGACCCACCAAUCUCACUGCUCUACAGAGAGUGGUUUCUGCACAGAUGCCAGCACCGCUGGGGACUGCAGUGCAGAUGCAUCAUUGCUGAUGAUGCGAAGGCACCGUAAAGCAGAACGCAGUGAUUCACUGCUGUCCAAUGAUUCUCUUGCUACGCAUUCAGAAGAAGGAUCCCACUGUGGAGAAGAGGUCGCCUCCUCACUGCACACCCAGGGCUUUUCACUGCAUGACACUUGACUACUGCAACAGCGACAGCAAGAGGAGCAGUUCUGAAAAUGCUGAAUUGCAGACCACACGAUGAUGCUUGUGUCUUUAUUAUUUUAUUUUUGUCAAGUAACUUAUUUCAACUGUAAAAUGGGGCAAGCAAUCGUGUGAAAAAUCAAAAGAAUGAAAUAUGGUGGAGUAGAGCACCACUGUAACAACCAGCAAACCUCAGGGUCCUUCUUGUCUUGUAUUACUACUACCAUUAUUCGUGUUGAGUAUUUUUUUUAUCACUUAGUGAGGGUUCAUGUUUUUUUUUUCCCUUAGUCCAAUUUCAUGCUGCCACGUCACCUGAACAGGAAGACAUGAGCUUACAUUGUACAAUGUGCCAUAGGAGUUGUGAAACUGGGUCUUCCUCCUCCUUAGCCCUCACACUCUGUAAAAUUUACCUGAGAUGUCACAAAAGCCCCCCCUGACAGGAGCAGGUGCAAAAUUUUCAGUUGUGUGCUGGACUGUAAAUUCUUUGGAGAUGGGGGCAGUGGGCGGUGCUGGCCAAUGCUUGAUGCCGGUGUGUGUGCUCUCUGGAUUGAGCAGUCCUUCCAACAAGCUGUCCGCUACGGGGGUUGUCUUAAAAGAUUGCGCCAGCGCUAUCAACUGGGUGACCUGAGUGUGGAAAUGAAAGAGUCGUCUUUUCUUCCUCUUUAUUUCCUCCCUUUUGGUUUCAUUUUGCUGUCUCUUUUUUUUAUCUACUUGGCACCAUUUUUCUCAUCUGCAUUUCAUGGCAACAUUGUCUGUGGUUCUCCUGCUGUUUGCAUAAGUAUGCCUAUAUUCAAGACUGCCAGGAAAAGGAAAGAAAAAAAAAUGCUGCGGAACAAAUUGAAUUGGGCUUGUUUGUUUUCUCAGUUCUGUUCAAUGCUCAGUUGUUUCUGGAAGUUCUCCUCUUCCUCUGUGUUCCUUUCUUCCCAUUUCCCUUGCCUAGUGCUCCUUAUGGAAGCACCUGUGUGUGUGUGUUAUGUGUGCAUGUGCGUGCAUGCAAGUUGAGUGUGCGACAUGUAACGUGCUGUUGCAUUCAAGUGUGAAUGUACUAGCGUGGUUACAACGAUACCUCGUAUAUUCCUAUUAUUUUUAUUAUUGUGGUUGCUUAGUUAAGCCUGAUAUUAUUACAGCUGUCAUGUUAUUUAAUUGCAUAGAGGAGCAGUGCAGUUAGUUGGGAGUGUGCUAAUCUUGUGAGAUAUCCUUAGAAUGUUCCACUGUUUCAAAUCUAUCAAGUGAUAAGCAUGCUGAGAAUUGUAAAAUAGGGGAUACUUCUAGCAGUAGAAAAACACUUAUAUUAGGAGCAGGCUGAAAAACUGCUGCUUCAAGCAUUUGCUCUUCCCUCAGACUUGUACAUAAUUUGAUUGUAAAUGUCACAAAUUCCAAAUUUUCUUAAUUGUUUCUUCUGGUCACUUAUUCACUUGUGCCAUUUUUGAUUUAACUCUGUUAUGAACCUUACUGGACCUGUGUUGUGAUGCCGUGUUUUCUUUUGUAAAUCUUAACACAGUUGUUCUGUGUACCUAUUUCCGGUUUGUAUAAAAUAAAUGUUUUGCCUAAUACUUAGUG